AUUUUUUUUAUUUCAAACUAUGCAGUCUAACCAAAAAAACUCUCAGCCUUUUAAGCAGAGAAAGAGUCUGGCAUCCAGAAAAGAAGAAGUCAUUGGAAUAAAGGCAAAAUUUCCAACAAAAAUCCCGGUGAUUGUUGAAAGAUACCGCCGAGAAAAAUAUCUACCCCUAUUAGACAAAACAAAAUUUCUUGUUCCCAAGGACCUCUCUAUGAUGCAGUUUAUUAAUAUUAUUAGGAAUCGCAUGAACUUAUCUGCUACACAAGCAUUUUACCUUCUUGUGAAUAACAAGAGCCUUGCCAGCAUGUCACUUACGAUGGCUGAGCUUUAUAGGGACCAUAAGGAUGAAGAUGGUUUCCUAUAUAUGACAUAUGCAUCUCAAGAGAUGUUUGGUUGAAUGCAUAUCACAAAAAAACGAGGACAAUCUUUGUACUAAGAGGGGCCCAGAUAUGUACAUGUGUAAAUUCUAGACCCUAGUAUUAUAUUAUUAUUUAAAUUUACACCUUAAACAUUUUUGGUCAUUAUUAUAACAUGGGCUGGAACUUAGAAGUAUAUGGCUAUAGUGUACAAUACUUUUUAUUGAAAUGUUUUCACUUAAAGGAACCUUUUAUGUAUGUUAAAUAUUUAUUGAGCAUCCUUUUAGAAAAGUCAAAAGAUAAUGCUUUUGUAAAUUUAUUGUAAUAAAGGAUUUAAAAUAUUUUAUUUUUACAGAAUUUUUUUGCAGAUUCUAUGUAGUACUAAACACAACUGUUUUCUCUAACUUAGAACAAUUUUGUUUUUAGAUAGACUUCCCCUUCACAUGAAAUAGUAUUUGGGGUUAUUGUGUAUAACAGACUUUGCUCUGCACAGUAUAAGUCAGUAGCUGCAGAAGCAUAAAGUACUCUCUGCAUAGAAAGGGCAUUGACGGAAUGCUUUUGCCUCUAUAUAUUUCUUGUAAGACCUGGGCUUGGGUAUGUAUUGCAGCUUUGGGUACCACAUCAAAAUGUAUAUGUAUUAAUAACAUGCAGCUAAAAUUAAUGGGCACGUGCUAUUAGCAGAGAAGAGUUUGUUUUCUGUGGGGAAGAAGAAUUUCUAAGAAGACACUUUUUUUAACACUGAAAAGAAAAAAAGAAGCCAUCCCUUCUUUCACCUGAAGCAGUACAAAUGGUUAUUCACUGUUAGGACAGGGUGGGCUGUAAGGUUCCUAGGUUCUUUCUGGCUGUUUUUUUGUUUUUUUUUUUACUUCUGUAUUUCCAAUGUGCAAUAGUGUAUUUGUGUUUAUGAAAAAACUCUGGCCAAUCAAGAGGUUUUUGUUUUACAUAUAUCACAAGAGGUUACUGCACAAAAUCAGUCAGCCUAAUGCUAAAUAAAAUCUCUUCAUAAAA
Xenopus tropicalis (tropical clawed frog) is the source of this 1361-nucleotide messenger RNA. RefSeq names its product microtubule associated protein 1 light chain 3 gamma (gene map1lc3c). Gene Ontology annotation, biological process: response to stress; autophagy; macroautophagy. Lineage: Eukaryota; Metazoa; Chordata; Amphibia; Anura; Pipidae. Gene Ontology annotation, cellular component: autophagosome; endomembrane system. The record is from RefSeq and is marked provisional.